AGCUACAGUACUCUGGUUUCGUCGGAUGACUAGCUAAUAGUAAAAACACUGUUAAACGACCGACAGUUCACCUCUAAUUUCAACUCUAAGAAGCCGCGGAAGUUGUCAGUAAUGUGUCGAGGUUCGUUAUUUACACUUUGAGGCCUUUAUCGCAGCGCUGAUAAUGCUGAAAAUGAAGCUACCGAUGAAAACGGGCGAGGAAGGAGGCGACGAAACGGCCGAGGACGAUUCAUUGGAUCGGUCGGAGCAGCAACGUAUCCCCAGGGCUGUGCCUCCCUCAUCAGGGUCCGACGGACUGGAGGAGUCGCCCAGACCUUAUGUGCAUCCACCCCAGCUGGACAAGGAGACUGUGUUUGAGUGGUUCGGCCUUCAUCUGAACCCAGCCAAGAGGAUCGAGUUCAUGUGCGGGCUGCUACAUAUGUGCCAACCGCUGGAGCUCCGCUUUUUGGGAUCUUACUUGGAGGAUCUAGCGAGAAAGGACUAUCACGUUUUACGGGACUUUGAGUUUCGGGCUAACAGUCCGAAUGAUUUGGGAAUUUUAACGGACGUGAUUGAUCCAGUGGUGAGGUCCAAACUCCUCGUCUGCCUUUCCCUCCUUGGGUCUGACAGCAGGGAAUGUGCUGGAAUACUCUUUCGGAUACUGAACCAAGUUGAACCAGGCUUGUUCUACAAAAACUACGACUACUCCCUUAAUCCAUUCAGGGACCCUCUUCACCACUCUUUUCACCCAGCGUGCCAGGACGGGGAUGUGUACGGGCGGUCAGGACAGACCUGCGGCUUCUCCCCUAACGACACAGCGGCAGGACCUCUGGAGCAGUUGGCGCUGCUUUUUACCAUGGCCUCGCUACAUCCAGCUUUCCAUUUCCACCAAAGGGAGACGGUCCGGGGGCAUCUAGACAAAAUAGAGCUUGCUAUAGACGAGGAAAAACGGCGAAAUCAUCUUAGAAUAAACGCCCAGACAACGGAUCUUCUAAAUCAGAAGGCCGAUUACCUGUCUCCUCCAGUGCUGGGAUUGGGGGAAUGUACGGCAUCGCAUCCUCCAUGCCAGAGCCGACGCUCCAGCCGAUGGGCAACACAAAGAGAAGCGGUGCACAUAGAGGGGAUUGUCCUAAGAAGCAUUUCUCGGACUCGAAUAGACAAAGAAUAUAACUUUGAGGUGAAGUGGUCAGACUCGUCAUCUAGUAAUGUGACCAAAACACAUCUGGAACUGGAGAAUUUCCUUCUGAAGCUUCCUAAAGAUCCGUGUACCGAGUCUUUUGAGAAGAGUAUCUUGUGGCUUCUGAACCAAGGGGACCAGAAAGAGAGCAGAGAGGUGGAGAAGAACCUCAGGGAAAGGUUCCUGUCGGCUCCUCCAGUCUUCAGACAGACCAGGAAAGUCUGCAGCUUCUUCAAUUGUGACUCCACUUACUCUUCAAAACCUACCUGCUCUAGAUGCAACUGGCAGCUUGGUAAAGCCUACCAAGGAGACUGUUCUGAUGCCUCCAGUCAAGAGGAAGAUUUGGAGUCUUAUGUUCAGGGGCACAAGAAAAAGCACGGGACCAAAAGUCCAUGUCAAGGUCUUUCCAGUGCCAAGGGCCAGCAGAGCGAUGGCUGGAGAGGGGGUCACACUGCAGAGCUCAAUGGUUCAGCAGAGAGGAGGAAGGCUGAACAGCACCAGGAUGCAGAGAAGAGGAGCCACCAAGCCACUAAAUCAAAAAGCAGAGGCCUGCCUUCAGACAGGGACAAGGGAAAAGGGAAGGGUGCUACUUUUGUAGCUAAUGGAAGGCUGGUUUCCCCUCUGUCAUCUCAGAGGAAAGAUGGAGGUUCAGGUCCAGAUACGUUUGGUGAAACAUCAUCAGAAAGCUACAGCUCUCCAUCUAGCCCUCAGCACAGAGGACCAGAGAGCAUGGACAGUGAGGAUGACAACAACAAAGACACAGACAGCCAUUCUGAUGACUCCAGCAAAGGCCCUGGUCCUGACAUGUUCUUCAGCAACCAGACAGAUCCAGCUGUGGUAGGAGAAGUCUCCUCUGUCCAACCUUUGUCUUCCAACACCCACCAUGCCCAGAUGGAGCCUCUCUGCCCAGGGACCAGCACAGACUUCCCUCUGUCGUUCAUGCAUCCUCUGCCCUAUGUGCUCCCUAACGGAACUGUGGACUCCACUCUUCCUCUGGUCCCUCCUCCCAACCAAAGCAUCAUCCCCGACGUGAAGCCCUCAUCUGGGGCCCUGAUGAUGCAGCUGCCCCUAGUGCCUCCAGCUGUUCCUGGACUUGUUGGAGACCCAGAGAAGAGGGACAUGCUCCCAACAUUUGGGAUCCCACCUAUGGGCCUCCAUCCCACAGGAAGUCCUGCUGUGCAGCCUGUGGUUCAGAGGUUCAAAACUGCCUUGCCUCACAGCCAAGGUAUCAGCGAUGGAGCUUCAGGAAGUGGACCUACUCCUCCUGCCCCACAGGCUCCUCACCAGGCUCCUGUUAGGGCCAUCAGUGUCUUGUCUCCUGGCCCCACCUCCUUCUCUUCCCUUCCGCAGCAGUCUCUGCCCUGCCAAGAUCCGGCCGGUGCCAGCUCAGGCCUGGCUCCCUCUCUGCCACAUGUGGAGACUUCUCAUGCCAAACAUCCUGGUUUAACGUUACCGUCAGGCAUGCCUUCUCCCUACUCCCUGCCCCCUGUGCCCACCUCCGUCAUGCCUGCGACAGGAGCGACUGGAGCAGUGCCAUCUCCUGGACAUGUACAGGCAGCUGUUCCUCCAGCUGUGCCCACCCACACUCCUGGACCUGCCCCCAGCCCCAGCCCAGCUCUUACUCACAGCACAGCACACAGCGACAGUACGUCGUAUAGCAACAGCAGCGCUUCCUGUGGAAGUGCCCCCGUCAUCCCUGGUAACCCAAUCACCCCUCAGCAAACCCAGCAGCAACAAAUGCCCUCCCAGCAGCCAACACAGCAACAGCCACAACAACAGCAGCUACAACCAAUCAGCUGUGGGACCUGCGGCUGCCACAACAACUGCGGCAAUCGAGGCAGCGGCAGCAACAGCAACACCGUGAGCAUUGCCUCUGGCUGCCAGGCACCAGGCGUGUUCUUCCCCGCCCACCAGAUGGCAGGCGUUCAGCGGCAGGUGUUCAGCGUCCCACCACACCUCUUCCAGCUGACAAGCCUGUGCAGUAACAGUUACCUCCCCCAGGCCCAGCCUCCUCAUCAGGCAAACGGUGCCGCCACCCUUCCGACCUUCUUCCCCACCGCUCCCCCUCCCACCCACCCUUCACCCUACGGCCCCCUCCACACCCACACUCACAGCCAUGCUGAAGUGCCAUCACACAUGCUGGGCACCCAGGCCGCAGCAGUGGCUGCAAACUACAACCUGCAGCAGCAGAUGGCGCCCGCAUCAUUCUGCCAGCGUGUAUACCAGCACGUGUACCCAAACCCUCUGGGAAUGCUGCCUGCUGCUGCAGCUGCACUAGGAGGAGGCGGAGUCAAUAAGAAGAACGGUCAUGUGUCCUGUUAUAACUGUGGUGUGAGUGGCCACUACGCUCAGGACUGCAACCAGCCCUCCAUAGACUCUACGCAGCAAGGUGUCUUCCGGUUGAAGUAUGCAGCCUCCCACAUUUCAGAAGCACUUGACAAUGCUGAAUGAAGAAGCUGAAGCAGAAAGGCUGAAGAGAAGUUCCUCUGGUCUCAUUUCCACAGACAGUCCCCUGUUCUUCUUCCUCUGUAUAUGUGCUUUUCAGGGGAAGGAAAAAAAACUAAAAAAGAGAGUGACCUGCCAAGGGCUCAGUGGACAAAGCCUAAGUACUUGUGCCUGAGAAAAUCUUUUUCCCAUGGAGAGGAUUCAGUGUCUUGUGCACAACAGUCCACGUGACUCCUGGUCCCUUCCCUUUCAGUUUGUUUUUGAUAUUUUUGCACUGAGGGUGGGAAAUGACUAACUUAUUACUUAAUUAUUAGGAAGUUCAGAGAUUUGUUUUUACAAAUGGAGACUGAAAAAGGUUCUUAUUGACGUUUCUAAAACAGCGUAUUUAUGCCUUUUUCUUAAUUAUUACUGUUCAUCUAGGAUUUUAUCGUCCGUCAGAAUUGUACAGCAGUUUCAAAGAUUUAAACAAGAAUCAAAAAAGUAAUGUAAGGAAAGUGGAUUUUAGGUUUGUUGUUUUUAAUUUUGCUGUAAGGUUUUGAAUGUACACCUUCAUGCAUUUUUGCCACUUAAUGUUUAGAUGGAAGGUAAUUGCUGCUUUGUAUUUUUUAUUUUUAAGUUUGACUUGCACUAAAGCGAGGCAGGAACAUGUGAACUUAAAAAAAACAGGAAUACCAAUGUUAGGAUUUUAUUUUAACUACAAGAAAUGAGCUGUCAUUUCAGUGUUUUGGUAUCCUUUUAAGAUUUCAGGAGUGAAACGGCUUUUUAUAGCCAAUGAUUUAGAGGUAGUUGUAACCAUAGGAAUAAAAUACAAGGAAAUCAAAUUAGCCAAACUUAAGUCUACUCAAAGGUUUUCACUUAUUUCCAGAGCAACGUAAUGAAAGAGCAACAUAAUGAAACCUGUCUGAUGUUGAUAUUUCAUGAUUUAGAUGCUGUACUACAGCUGACCUUCAGUGUAAAGGCUCCAAUUUUCCUCAUCACGAGGUCUUAUUAGGCUUCAGUUUGCUUUAAAAGAGCUGAAACUGUCUAACCAUGUUUUUUAUAAGUCGGAUGUCAUUUUUCCUCCUCCAAAAACUCACUCUUGUUAGCCUGAAAUUUCAUCUUAAGUUUGUGUCACACAUCACACAGCCUGUUCAUAUUUGCAACUUUUUUAGUGGAUUUGGGGGUUAUUUUGUGUUGCGAUAAUCGUUCAGUACUUCCUUGCAUCUGUCUCUUGAAAUGUCUGUUUCAAAAUGGAGUCUGCAGUGGUGAUUGUCAGGAGCAUGAGAGUUAACACUGUUUAUGUCAACUGAAGAACUAUGAAUAUUAAGAAGUGAGAAAUAAUAUUUAAGUGUGUAUUUAUAUACAAGUAAACUUUCAACAACAGUAAAGCUAUUUUGAUUUCA
Molecule: messenger RNA, 4983 nt
Organism: Cheilinus undulatus (humphead wrasse)
Lineage: Eukaryota; Metazoa; Chordata; Actinopteri; Labriformes; Labridae
Gene: zcchc2
Product: zinc finger, CCHC domain containing 2
Exons: 14
Coding region: 164-3607 (1147 amino acids)
Molecular function (GO): zinc ion binding; nucleic acid binding
Source: RefSeq, a predicted model, not a curated record